Hansenula anomala is the source of this 1803-nucleotide messenger RNA. RefSeq lists its product as uncharacterized. Gene Ontology annotation, molecular function: myo-inositol:proton symporter activity. Bases 1 to 1803 code for a protein of 600 amino acids. NCBI's taxonomy places the organism in Eukaryota, Fungi, Ascomycota, Saccharomycetes, Phaffomycetales, Wickerhamomycetaceae. The record is from RefSeq and is a predicted model, not a curated record. Gene Ontology annotation, biological process: transmembrane transport. Gene Ontology annotation, cellular component: membrane. The transcript has 2 exons.
AUGGAUCCUGAAAAAACGUCCAUCUUUAAUGAUGAAGAUAAUAUCCUUUCCCAUUAUGAUGAAGAACAAGUUAUGAAUAUGGGGAGAAAUUUCGCCCUAAAGCAUGAUUUACCAAAUCCUGAAUUAUUUGCAAGAGCUGCUGCAUUAGCUAGAGAACCUAAAAACUAUAAUAGAAUGUCAUUUUUAUCAGAUGAAGAAAAAGAAGUUGUUCAUAAUGAAAUUCAUCAUCCUUGGAGAAUCCCAAGAAAAUUGUAUCAAGUUAUUUUUUCAAUUUCUUUAGCUGCUGCUACUCAAGGUGCUGAUGAAACUGUUAUUAGUGGUGCAAUGCUUUUCUAUCCAAUGGCUUUAGGUAUUGGCCAAGAUACUUCAAGAGAUGAAUGGUUACAAGGUUUAGUCAAUGCUGCUCCUUAUCUAUUUUGUGCUUUUGUUUCAACUUUAUUUACAGAUCCUGCAAAUAAAAGAUUUGGUCGUAAAAAAGUUAUAUUUUGGUCAUGUUUUGUUUCUGCUCUAACAUGUUUUUGGCAAGGUUUUGUAAAUACUUGGUAUCAUUUAUUUAUUGCAAGAGCUUGUCUUGGUGCUUUUGGUAUUGGUCCAAAAUCUGCAACUGUUCCUGUUUAUGCUGGUGAAACUGCUCCUGCUCCAAUCCGUGGUGCUUUGUCAAUGCUUUGGCAAUUCUUUACAGCUGUUGGAAUUGCAUUAGGUUAUGUUUUUUCAAUUGCUUUUUAUUAUGUACCUGAUCAUGGUAUUGCCCUAGGUUUAAAUUGGAGAUUAAUGUUGGGAUCCGCAAUGAUUCCUGCAUUUUUAGCCUUAUUUCAAAUCCCUUUUAUACCUGAAUCUCCAAGAUGGUUGAUGGGUAAAGGUCGUUAUAAUGAUGCAUAUGAUUCUUUAAAAUCUAUUAGAAAUCAUGAAAUUUGUGCUGCAAGAGAUUGUUUUUAUCAAUAUGUUUUAUUACAAGAAGAGGCUGGUUUAAAUACUCCAACAAUGGUUAAAAUUAAAGAAUUAUUUACAGUUAGAAGAAAUAGAAAUGCAUUGGUUGCUUCUUUUAUUGUCACUUUUAUGCAACAAUUUUGUGGUAUUAAUAUCAUUGCUUAUUAUUCUUCCACUAUUUUCGUUGAAGCUAACUAUACUGAAAUUGAAGGUUUAGGUGCUUCUUUAGGUUAUGGUUGGUUGGGUGUGAUCUUUGCAAUUCCUGCUUUUUUCUCAAUUGAUAAAGCUGGUAGACGAUUUUUAUUAUUGUUAACUUUCCCAUUCAUGGCUGCCUUUUUAUUCAUGACUGGAUUUUCAUUUUAUAUUCCAAUGGAGCAUAAAGCUGGUCAUGUUGGUGCAAUCACUUUAGGUUUAUACUUGUUUACAUGUUUUUAUGCUUUUGGUUCAGGUGUUGUUACUUUUCCUUAUGUUGCUGAAUGUUUCCCACUUUAUGUUAGAACUUUGGGAUCUUCUUUAAUGAUUGGUAACUUAUGGUUUUGGAAUUUUAUUAUUGCAAUUACAUGGCCUUCAAUGAUUUCUGCAUUUACUCCAACUGGUGGGUUUUGCUUUUAUGCUGCUUGGAAUGUUGUUGGAUUUUUCCUAGUUUUAUGGUUUUUACCAGAAACAAAAGGUCUUACAUUGGAAGAAUUGGAUGAAAUCUUUGAUGUACCAAUUUGGGUUCAUGCUAAAUAUCAAACUAGAGAAUUUUGGGAUGAUUUCCAAAGAAAUUUCCUUAGAAGAAAUGUUCCAAAACAACCUCCAUUAUAUAGCCAUCAAAAAAUGGCUGUCACUAAUGAGUUUUGGAAUGAUAAACCAGAAACUGAACAAGUUGAAUAG